AUGAAGUUCGUCCAAACUUCUCAGAUCCUUGGGCUAGCACUGGCCGCCAGCUCGCUAUGCCCCGCUACGCCUCUGAACAUAUCAAACAGGCUCCAACCGUCAGAAUCACCAGCCGAACAGCCGGCCGUCCCCAUCUCGGAGUGGGAAGUCGGCAGCUCUGCAUUAUACGCGCGCUCCGUCGACGAUUCAGAAACAUGUCCCAAAGGAACAGGCUUUGACUGCGUCGACGCCGUGGUCGGGGUGUGCUGCUCUCGCGGGAAGAGGCUCUGCGGCGGGAUGUGCGUUACGGGGGAGUGCUGUGGUGCGCUGGGCGGGUGUAGCAGGGAUGAGCGGUGUUGGUUGGGGCGGUGUUAUCCGCGGGAGAGGUUCGAGGGCGGAGGUGGAGCGGUGGUUUCUUCGGGCGCCGGAGCGUUGCCGCUGCCGCCGGUGACGAUGGGGGCGGGGGCGGGGGCGGGGGAGAUGGGGGAGAGUCCGGAGAGGAGAGGGGGUAGGAGGAGGGAUUCGGCGUUUGGGUUUGUGGUUUUGGUUGCUGUUUGGAUUAUUGAUGAGGUUUGGGGGGAUCCGUGA
This is a messenger RNA of Colletotrichum orchidophilum, 567 nucleotides long. RefSeq lists its product as uncharacterized. Lineage: Eukaryota; Fungi; Ascomycota; Sordariomycetes; Glomerellales; Glomerellaceae. The coding region runs from base 1 to 567 and encodes 188 amino acids. The record is from RefSeq and is a predicted model, not a curated record. The transcript has 2 exons.